This is a messenger RNA of Monoraphidium neglectum, 180 nucleotides long. RefSeq lists its product as hypothetical. The annotation marks the transcript as partial. NCBI's taxonomy places the organism in Eukaryota, Viridiplantae, Chlorophyta, Chlorophyceae, Sphaeropleales, Selenastraceae. The transcript has a single exon. The record is from RefSeq and is a predicted model, not a curated record.
GCCCAAACGAUGCCGCACCUCCCAAGCCUUUUUAGCAGGCGGGACUCUGUGGUCGACGCGCGACUCUUCGUCAUCCGCGGGGCCUCCCUGAUCGCCAGCAACGACGCCGACUGCUCGGCUGCCGCGGCCCCAGCGGGCCCCAACCCCCAGUGGGACGCCGCCGCCGCCGCCCCCGCCAAG